CGACCUCAUCCCAACCAUCUCUGAACCCAACCAUGAUCCAGGCGUUUCUUCAGCGUCUGGCCCGCUGGCUUGACCGGCCCUUCUUCCCAUGGAAGAAACUCGUCGUCGGGUUCUCCCUCGCCGAAUUCGCUCUCGAGAAUUGGCUGCUCUUCCGCCAAUACAGUGUUCUCCAGAAGAAAACCACUCCCAAAGCUCUCGAGAAUGAAAUUGAGAAGUCCACCUUCGAUAAAUCCCAGGCGUAUGGUCGUGCCAAAGCGAAAUUCAGCUUCGCCUCUGGUCUCUUCAACCAAGUCAAGUCUCUCUCCAUCCUCUACUUCAAUGUCUACCCCGCCGUAUGGGCCGUUGCUGGCAUGCUUCUCGCACGCUAUGCUCCGGAUCGGUUCUCUGGUGAAAUAUCGCAGUCGCUUCUAUUCGCAUACCUCUUUGGGUUGAUUGAACUGGUCGCGGGGCUUCCUUUUGCAUACUACCACAGCUUCGUGCUGGAGGAAAAGUUCGGUUUCAAUAAGAUGACGAUCAAGCUUUGGAUCACCGAUAUGCUCAAGGGUCAGGCACUGACGAUCGCCUUUGGUAUUCCCAUUGGAAGUGCUUUCUUAUCGAUCAUCAAGAAGACGGGUCAGAGCUUCUUCUACUAUCUGUGGAUGUUCAUGCUGGUCGUUCAGGUCUCCGCCAUCACCAUCUAUCCCAUCCUUAUUGUCCCACUUUUCAACAAGCUCGAGCCUCUGAAGCCUGGAUCGCUGAAGGAGGCUGUUGAGGCACUAGCCUCACGGUUAAAAUUCCCACUUGGUGAACUACAAGUCAUUGACGGUAGCAAACGAAGCGCUCACAGCAACGCAUAUUUUACCGGCCUUCCUUGGAAGAAGAAGAUCGUCAUCUACGAUACUCUGCUUGAGAAGAGCUCUGACAAGGAAGUUGAGGCCGUCUUGGCACACGAACUUGGUCACUGGAAGAAAGGUCAUACUACGAGACUGCUUUUGAUCAGCCAGGUUCAUUUAUUCUACAUAUUUGCCCUCUUCUCCGUCUUCAUCAGCAAUAAGUCCGUAUAUGACGACUUUGGCUUCCACAAGUCGCGACCCGUUCUCAUCGGCUUUCUCCUCUUCAAUGAAAUCCUCUCACCAACGGACGCCAUCUUGAAGUUGUUGAUGAAUAUCAUGACUCGAAGCAUGGAGUUCGAAGCUGAUGCCUUUGCUGUCGACCUUGGCUAUGCCUCUGAGCUUGGCUCGUCCUUGAUUAAGCUCCAAAUCCAGAAUCUGUCCAGCAUGGAUGCUGAUUGGCUGUACUCAAGCUUCCACUACUCGCACCCCAUCUUGACAGAGCGACUGAAGGCAAUGGGCUGGACCGGAGAUAGGAAGGCUGUGCAUGAUAAGUCCGUGGAUGAGGAGAAACCAUUGAAGGCAGCGGACAGGGAGCUUUGAUUGGAGUCAUCCAAAAGCGUUGCAUUAGACGCACAGGGUCAUGGAUUCGGAGAUCAAAAAGUACCGGAAAGGUGCUUGGUUUGGGUGGAUAGGGUUGGAGGCCAGGGCAUAGAAAAAAAAAACCCCGGCCAGUUUUGGGACCU
Messenger RNA from Lindgomyces ingoldianus, 1555 nucleotides. Its product is annotated as CaaX prenyl protease. Gene Ontology annotation, molecular function: metalloendopeptidase activity. The record is from RefSeq and is a predicted model, not a curated record. Gene Ontology annotation, cellular component: endoplasmic reticulum membrane. The transcript has 4 exons. Gene Ontology annotation, biological process: CAAX-box protein processing. The coding region runs from base 33 to 1412 and encodes 459 amino acids. NCBI's taxonomy places the organism in Eukaryota, Fungi, Ascomycota, Dothideomycetes, Pleosporales, Lindgomycetaceae.